AGAAACAGCUGGAUCAUGGUCAAACAAAACUUCCCAAAAAGUCAUGCAGUCGUCUGAAAGUCGGUGACCUCUUGACAUCCUUGUCUGUAUAGCUUCUGCUGGAACUAUCAAAUGCAUCACAUCCUGAAUACUGGAAAACUUUUAGUGGGAAAGACCCACCACAUAGUGAGGCACAAGAGUUGCUCUAGCUGUGUAAAGAUGAUGCAAGCAGUGUGUGUUGACGUACCAGGAGGACCGGAGAAUUUGCUGCUGAAGACUGUACCCAGACCUCAACCCAAAAAUGGAGAAGUCCUAAUUAAAAUUCAUGCAACUGCCCUCAACAGGGCAGACUUAUUACAGAGGCGAGGCUUGUACCCCCCUCCCCCAGGUGAGAGUGACAUCAUAGGCUUGGAGGUGGCUGGUACCGUGGAUACUCUGGGCCUAGGGUUGAAAAGAAACUGGAAGCCAGAUGACAGGGUAAUGGCUUUACUCUGCGGAGGAGGAUAUGCAGAAUAUGUGUCUGUGCCCGAGGAGCUCCUCAUGCCCGUACCCCCUCACCUCACACUCUCCCAGGCUGCUGCAAUCCCAGAGGCCUGGCUCACUGCUUUUCAGCUGCUGGUUCUCGUAGCUCAGGUGAAGGAGGGCGAGGUAGUGCUGGCUCACGCUGGAGCCAGUGGAGUGGGAACAGCUGCUGUUCAGCUGGUUCGUCUGUUUGGUGCCGUGCCCGUCGUUACUGCGGGGAGCCCAGAAAAACUGAAGAUGGCCGAGAAACUGGGAGCAGCAGCUGGGUUUAACUACAAAGAGGAAAGCUUCGCGCAGGGAGUUCAUGACUUCACAGGAGGCAAGGGAGCAAAUAUCAUCCUCGACUGCAUUGGUGGGUGCAACUGGGAGCCAAAUGUAAACUGCUUAGCCACCGACGGCAGGUGGGUGCUGUAUGGCACCAUGGGAGGCAGGGGAGUAGAGGGGGAUCUGCUGGGCAAACUGCUCUCCAAGCGAGGCCACUUGCUCACCAGCCUCCUCCGCUCUCGCAGCCUGCAGUACAAAGCAGACCUGGUAGAAGCUUUCUCUCAGAAAGUGUUACCGUACUUCUCGGAGCAGCCUUCCUCCCUGAGGCCAGUGAUUGACAGCACAUUCAACCUGAAGGACAUCGCUGAAGCUCAUAGACACAUGGAGGCCAACAGGAACAUGGGAAAGAUUGUUGUUAAUGUAAUUCAGUAGUCUCAGUCUUCAAUCAGUAUUAUUUACAGCCAUAUAAUAAUAUAUGGCUCUGAAAUGAACAUUCCAUUAAUGAAUCUUACAACAGGAUGUUAUUUGUCUCACAAAGAUGUUGAUUAUGAUUUUAAAUAUGCACCAUCCACCAAUAAAAUGAUGAUUUUU
Molecule: messenger RNA, 1356 nt
Organism: Scomber japonicus (chub mackerel)
Lineage: Eukaryota; Metazoa; Chordata; Actinopteri; Scombriformes; Scombridae
Gene: tp53i3
Product: tumor protein p53 inducible protein 3
Exons: 7
Coding region: 112-1197 (361 amino acids)
Molecular function (GO): quinone binding; quinone reductase (NADPH) activity; NADPH binding
Source: RefSeq, a predicted model, not a curated record